Messenger RNA from Staurois parvus, 270 nucleotides. Lineage: Eukaryota; Metazoa; Chordata; Amphibia; Anura; Ranidae. The record is from the annotation of a GenBank genome assembly.
CACUCCAAGACAUACUGGUAGGUUCAUUGGCUCCUGUCUAAAUUGGCCCUAGUAGCGCCAAAGGGUUUGCUCAGUGCUGUACAAUAGCGAGGGGCAGGGGCGGACUGACAACUCAUGGGGCCCCCGGCAAUAGGGGAUCAUUGGGCCCCUGUGUCCUUGCCCAAACUCAAAAAAGCCUAUGAAAAAGGUACCAGGGGCAUCUCAUGGGGCCCCCUACUGACCCCAGGCCCUCGGGCAGUGCCCGAAUUUCCAAAUGGUCAGGCCGCCCCU